AUGCAGGCGCGUUGCCAAUUACAGUGGAGACCUACUUUCUUACCUUCGAACUUUUACUUCCUGCGGGCCAGGCAAGGCGGCCGGUCGCACCACGCAACGAAUUACGAAAGUGGCGCGAAAUGCUCGGCCGACAUUCGCGUACCGCUUGCGCCACCUUCAGGAAGUGCCGUUGCUGCGGGAUUACGUAGUUGCGGCUGUUGCCACCACCGCUGCGGCACUGCCAGGCCUGGAGGACAUUAUCCUUGCUCAAGAAACACGUACAGGAGUCUGUGGUCGCGACCUGUGUUACCACACCCCGUAAUACAACGUAAACUGUACAUUGACAGGUUGCCAUCCGUUCUCUGA
Molecule: messenger RNA, 345 nt
Organism: Arctia plantaginis
Lineage: Eukaryota; Metazoa; Arthropoda; Insecta; Lepidoptera; Erebidae
Source: the annotation of a GenBank genome assembly